Elgaria multicarinata webbii is the source of this 3491-nucleotide messenger RNA. It is a transcript of the gene MED19, whose product is annotated as mediator complex subunit 19. The record is from RefSeq and is a predicted model, not a curated record. NCBI's taxonomy places the organism in Eukaryota, Metazoa, Chordata, Lepidosauria, Squamata, Anguidae. Gene Ontology annotation, biological process: positive regulation of transcription by RNA polymerase II. Gene Ontology annotation, cellular component: mediator complex. Gene Ontology annotation, molecular function: transcription factor binding; transcription coregulator activity. The transcript has 5 exons. Bases 30 to 755 code for a protein of 241 amino acids.
UGGGAGGAGAUUGCGCGGAGCACGCCGGGAUGAUGGAGAAUUUUUCCGCUCUCUUCGGAGGGGCAGACCCUCCUCCGCCCACCACAGCCGCUGCGCUGGGCUUUGGCCCUGGAAAACCAGGAGGACCCGGGACUGGGCCGCCUCCCGUACCUGCGGUGACUCCUGUCGGAGAGGAGGCGGCGCGCAAAGCGGCGGCGGCGGCCAGCGGCCCUUUUUACCUAAUGCGGGAGUUACCAGGCACCACUGAACUAACAGGAAGCACAAACCUGAUCACCCACUACAAUCUGGAGCAUGCUUACAACAAAUUUUGCGGGAAAAAGGUGAAGGAGAAGCUCAGCAACUUCCUACCAGACCUGCCGGGGAUGAUUGACUUGCCAGGCUCUCAUGACAACAGCAGCCUGCGUUCUCUAAUUGAGAAGCCCCCCAUCUGUGGGAGUUCAUUCAAUCCCAUCACCGGGACCAUGCUGACAGGUUUUCGUCUCCACGCAGGCCCGCUGCCGGAGCAGUGCCGCUUAAUGCACAUCCAGCCACCUAAGAAAAAAAACAAGCACAAACACAAGCAGAGCCGUACUCAGGAUCCUGUCCCUCCAGAAACACCUUCAGAUUCUGACCACAAGAAAAAGAAGAAGAAGAAAGAGGAUGAUCCUGAAAGAAAGAGAAAGAAGAAGGAGAAAAAGAAAAAGAAGAACCGGCAUAGCCCUGAACACCCAGGUGUGGGCAGCUCUCAAGCCAGCAGCAGUAGCAGCCUCCGAUAAAGCCCUACCAAGAAGUGUGAUGGAGAGAGCUCUCCAGGAAGGUGCUACAGAGUUGUUGAGAAAAGGAGUAGCAGCAAGAAUGGGGGAGCCACUGCUGACUUCCUCUCCACCUUAUGGAGGGCCAUGUAGACGAUGACUACUGGAUGGAACUUCUGAGACUCCAUUGGGUUCCCUAUAGGAGCACAGACUUUGCCUGGGACAUAAUGCAGGCUGGUCUCUUUAUAUGAGAGCCCUGGUUUGUUUGUUUUCGUCUUCUUUUCUUUUGUACAAAAUGUUCCUGACCAAGUUGGGAUGUGUCUGUCUCACAUUUUAAUUAAAUCUCUGUUGGAGGAGAUGCUAAUGCUUUGAAGGAAUCCUGGCUUGUGCAGCCUCUUUUCCCCAUGUCAUGGGCUUACAGGCAGCUCUGUAUUCUUCUGCAAUUAAUAGAUAAUAGGAAGAGACUCCAGAGGGGUUUUCUGUUAUAGGGCAUAGCCUGAGGCCGGUAGAUGAGUUAGUAGUCCGACUGGAAAGAGCUGGUCUGACUACAUGCUUUUGAAAUAGGAAAGGAGAAAAGCCAGGACUUUAAGACGGGAGAAGAGAUAUGACAGAGCUGGAUUUCAUUGUCCAGUUAUUCUUGCCAGUAAAUAAACUUGCUUUAAUAUCAGAUGGACAGCUAAGUGAAAAUUGUUGACCUUUUCCUUUAGCGAUGGAAGCACGACAGGGCCAAGAAGGUGCGCUGUAAAUCAAAGUACAAAAUUGUUGCAGGAUUAUUUUCCUCAAGGGAUCAUUUAUUAGGUAAAGGCUUCUCUAUAGGUUGUUGCUUCUUUUUUUAAACUGAUAAGUUUUGAUCUUUGCUAGCAGGAGGGGAAAAUGAGCAACAGAUGUAAGCUGAAGAUAUGGAAUUCUUCUCCAGAAACCUCAGCUGGACAAUAGAAAUAAUUGAUCUGCUUUAUGCCUUCUGUAGUGUAGCUGUGUUCUUAUAUACGCUUGCUAAAAUGGUGACGUACGUCUUCAGGUGGUGUUCUUAUCUGCACCUCCCUGUCUUGCUUCUAAAUAACAACAAAUCAGUGACAAAUCUGCUUGCAUCUGCAGCAACAGCUGAAAAAAAGAACCCUGAUGGGGUGAUGAGAGGAACUUGUUUUAAAACAGCUGCUUCUUGCCUACUGGCAGGGGAAUUCCAUCACAGUUUACACCAGGAUCAGAAUGAGAUUGGAUCUGUGCUUUUAUCAGAGUACCUCUUAGGUUCAAAUUAGAUGUGACAUGGGAGAUCUCUGGUCAGAACUCCUAUGCCUUUCAGUGGGGUGGAAAGAAUUAGGGCCCUGGCGGUGGUGGGAAGCAGUAAAAAUUGCCUGUCCCAGGCAACAAAAAAAGGGCAGGCCCAAUAUGGGUGUUGGUCCCUCACUCCCCUGCACUUGCUCAGCAGCUAAUCCCAGUUUGGGGUGGGUGUGUCAGUUUCUAUCAGGAAAACUGCAUGGGGUGCAGUUAACACCUGCCCAAAGUACUGUGGCCUCAGUGCAAAUCUUCCCCGUUUUUAACCAAAGAAAAAGAUGUUGGGAAAUCUGCUCUGGGCCUGCCCCUGACCUUUUGAUAUAGCUGUAGAUAGAUGGGGCUUAGAAAGUAAAAUGGAGAGGCUUUGGCUAAUGCCUUGGUCUAUUGUGUCAGCUUUUCAUGUGCUGCCUUGCUUGCAAAGGAGGGUUUGCUUCAUCCCAAAGGAAUGUAUUCCAUGAUGCAAAGGUGUUUGUAGACCAACUCUUGUGUGUAUGCUUCAUGUUGCUCCGUGACUAACUGGAGAAGGGGCAGGUUUGCACUUGACACUUCCUGUGGAAGAGCUCUGAGUAUAGACUACUUCUCUAUAUAAACUAGAGGAAUUUAUGCAAAUAAUAUGACCUUCAUUAACUCUAGCUGGAUACAAUAAUUCAGGUGGUGAGGUGGAAAGCAAAAAUAAUGAGGCUUGUUUAUGCAGGAUACCAAAGGGAGGCAUAGGGUUGGGUUCUUUUCCCCCUUCGGUGGAUGGAAAAAUAGCUAAGCUCUUUGCAGUUGUAUGCAAGUUUAUCAGCACUUAAGGCUAAAAGGGUUAGAAACUUAGUAAUGCACUCCUGCACUGUGAAUUGCAGCUGUUUAUGUCUGAUUUGCAUCAGAGCUCUGCAGAUUUCCAUUUUUAAACUUUCUGGCUGUCGUGUUUGCAAGGAAAAGCAUAUAAAUAAAGUUAGCAUUCUGAUGAGUCAUAAAUAGGGCAGCUGGCAAGUAGCAAGACUGUCGAACCUCUGCACCCACGCCUCCAGGAUUUGGCUCUAGCUGCCCUUUCAUCCUCCAACCCAAUGCAUCCUGUAGUCCAUUGCAGCUAUUGAAAAGGGUGGUGUGUUGUAAGAAACAGCAACAAUGGAAAUAGAGGUUGGUCUGCAAUUUCUUCUGUCUGCAAAUUUCUACAGAUGCACGGAGAGAAGUUCAUUGCACAGGAUCCUUUCAGGAGAAUCUUUCAUAAUCACCCUCUAGGUUGUAUUCCUCCUCGAGGAAAUAGAUGACAUUAUCCAUAAUGUUGGGCUGCCAGCUGUCAAAAGCAGAUAAAUUUGUGCACAAGUUCUUCUGCUACCUCUACAAAAGUGAAUAUGUGCCAAUAGGCAGCUUGAGCAUAGUUAUCACCCACUUCAGACAGUGCCUGGCUGUUGGGCACCAGUUGUGAGUUUGAUUACUUCCUCCCUUUGGCUGUAUUGAUUUCCUUCACUACUUCCAGGUAUAAUAAAUGUAAUUUAUCUCUAA